CUCUACUCGGAUCCGGAGUCUUCACUCAAAAUUCCACUAGCCCCUCCAGCGUGCAGCCAGUACAACAUGGAAAUUUACUGCUUCACCCUACACAUAAUCAAGAUUAGACCGACCGAACGAGCUGGGAAUAAACGCUGAAUAGCCUGGGAACCAUGAGUCUGCCGUGGCCGUUCCUGUGAUUCAAGCCAACUAUGGAACUUUAUCCUGGAGCACCCACGGAAACGAGAGCUAAUCUCCUACCAAAGCUUGCGAUUAAGCCAUGGAUUCCACCAAAACCAAGACCGCUCAUGUUCGUCAACGCGAUCGUUGUCGAUCCUGCUUCAGGAAAUCUAUUAACUGGAAGACAAACCGUAAAAGUUGAAGGCGGAAGAAUAAUUUCGGUCUCGCCGACCUCAGAUGCUGAAAAUUUCGGAGAUGAUUGUACGGUCGUAGAUCUCAACGGUCUGUUCAUUUGCCCAGGUUUAAUAGAUUGUCAUGUACAUGUCACCGCUGUUCCAGGAGUCAAGACGAUGGGGGAUCUAACAAGGCUUUCUGAACAAGAAGUACAUCUAAGAACGACAUACACCCUGAAAGAAAUGCUCUUACGUGGAUUCACUGCUGUGCGAGACACCGGCGGUGCUUCAAAGGUCAUCGCAAACGCCAUCGAGGAGGGUUUGUUACUCGGCCCGAGAUUGUUCCAAUGUGGGAAGGCUCUAUCGCAAACCGGAGGACACGGUGAUUUUACACCUGCCCUUUCCGGUGGUCCUGAACCUGGUUGUUGUGGUGGUCACUCGAAGCUUUUUGCUCGCGUAGCUGACGGGGUUCCUGCUGUCUUGUCUGCUGUUCGGGGAGAGCUGAAAGCUGGCGCAGACUUCAUUAAAAUCAUGGUGGGAGGUGGCGUGGCAUCUGAAACCGAUGCAAUCGAGACGGUGCAGUAUACUGCUGAAGAAAUUAAAGCCAUCACGACGACAUGCAGACAGAUGGGCGGCAAGAUGUCUACUGCACAUGCAUACACUGUUGAAGCGAUCCGGCAUGCAAUCGACAAUGGAGUUCUUGGUAUUGAACAUGGAAACCUCAUCGACGAGGACACAGCAAAGCUACUAGCUGCCAAAGGCAUAUACCUUACCCCCACGUUAUCUUGUUACGGGAUCAUGGUCCGCCCGCCAUUUGAAGACUUUCUUCCUCCAGACGGCCAAAAGAAAAACGCAGAGGUAAUGAAACACGGUUUGCAGGCAUUGAAGAUCGCCCAUGAAGCUGGAGUCACCAUUUGCUAGUUCGUCCGCUCUCCUUCUUCACAAUAUCGAAUUUCUUUUUCGAACUUCUGGCAUGAUACAAUAGUGGUUCAGAUCUUCUCACCUCGAUGCAGGCUCUACAAACAGAGGAAUUCACCAUCCGAGCCAAAGUCCUUCCGUCACCUGAAAUUCUGAGGCACGCCACGACUAACGCGGGUGAGCACUUCCUUUCUUGCUUGUAGGAGCCGAUUUAUUAUACACCUUUACCGCCUUAGCGAAAAUGCUCAAGAAGCAAUGUUUGCUUGGAACCAUCUCCGCGGACGCGUAUGCCGAUUUGUUGGUCUUGAAAGCGAACCCAUUGGAAGACGUAACUGUUCUAGACAGACCGGAAGAUAAUUUGUUGGCUAUCGUGAAAGGAGGGCGCGUCGUAAUGAGUAGGAUUUCAGGACUGCAUACCGUGUAGAAUCCUGUAGAACCCUGGUAAUCAACCAGUCAUUCCCGCCUGAUCGCGACAAUCUUUUCUGCGGAGCGUUGUCAUUUCGAUAGAGGUGAGCAGAGGCAUAGCUAUUCUGGGUGCUCACAGCUCCCGCUAGAAUGUAAGGAACUAGGACCUCGCGACUAUUGAAAGAAGACUCGACCUAGUAACACCUCGGCGUCAACCGGAGAACCAACGCGAGUCUCCUCUUCAGUUGGGGCCUCAUCAAACGCCAGCCAUCGUCUGUUACCAUCGAAUCCGUUUCAGAAUCCUCUGAUGGUCGGCAAAGUCUGUUGGUAGCGCUUGUAGAAGAAGUUCUACCCGUCGGUAACAACGAUCUUGGUUUCUACAGCCGAUCCGUCUUAUCGUUGUAUUGACAAUUCAGUGCCCCCUAGUCACUAUGUUUCAUAUGGCCA
Marasmius oreades (fairy-ring Marasmius) is the source of this 2102-nucleotide messenger RNA. RefSeq lists its product as uncharacterized. Lineage: Eukaryota; Fungi; Basidiomycota; Agaricomycetes; Agaricales; Marasmiaceae. The transcript is spliced from 10 exons. Gene Ontology annotation, molecular function: hydrolase activity, acting on carbon-nitrogen (but not peptide) bonds. The record is from RefSeq and is a predicted model, not a curated record. Bases 192 to 1253 code for a protein of 353 amino acids.